Molecule: messenger RNA, 798 nt
Organism: Entamoeba dispar SAW760
Lineage: Eukaryota; Evosea; Mastigamoebida; Endamoebidae
Product: protein YIF1A, putative
Exons: 2
Coding region: 1-798 (265 amino acids)
Biological process (GO): endoplasmic reticulum to Golgi vesicle-mediated transport
Cellular component (GO): endoplasmic reticulum-Golgi intermediate compartment; COPII-coated ER to Golgi transport vesicle; endoplasmic reticulum membrane
Source: RefSeq, a predicted model, not a curated record
AUGUCAUCUCCUCAACCAACCAGUCCACAAACAAUUAUCCCUCCAACACAAAAUCAACAAGGGUCUCAAGCAGAUCAAUUCUUUAAUAAUAUUGCGGCAAAUCCGCUUGCUAGUGCUGGUCUUUCUGUAGCACAAAAUUAUUUAAAUCAAGGAGACCAACUACUUAAGUCACAAUUAGGUGGAAUUUUUUCAUUUGAUGCAUGGAGAUAUUAUUUUAAUGUUAACACUUCAUUCGUAUUGAAAAAAAUAUUAAUGAUUAUAAUGCCAUAUCCAUUCUUAGGUAAUUGGGAAAGAAAAUAUAUAAUUGGAGAAGAUGAAUCUAAAUUAUAUAACGUUCCACAAGAGGAUAUUUAUGCUCCAGAUUUAUAUAUUCCUUUAAUGGGAUUUAUUACAUAUGUUCUUGCUAUUGGAUUUUAUUAUGGAUCUAAAGGAACAUUUACACCAGAAACAUUAAGUAUGACAACAACAUUAUGUUUAAUUCUUAUUUCACUUGAAGUACUAGUAUUAAAAUUCCUUGAAUAUAUGUUAUUUAAUUAUUCAUCUGACUUUAGAAUUUAUUUGUCAUAUGUCUCCUAUGUUUUUGUACCUGUAUUAAUGUGUACAUUCGUUGGUUCAUUACAAAUUCCUUAUUUGACAUAUAUAGCAUUAUUAUUUUUUGGAACUUCAUAUGCUUUUUUCCUUUAUAAAAUGUUAUUUGGUUCGUUAGCAUCAAUUCAAACAGAAGAAAAUAAAAAACGUAUUUAUUCAAUAUGCGUUGGAGUGUUCCAAAUUAUUCUUAUUUUCUUUAUGAUGAAAUGA